Molecule: messenger RNA, 321 nt
Organism: Lodderomyces theae
Lineage: Eukaryota; Fungi; Ascomycota; Pichiomycetes; Serinales; Debaryomycetaceae
Exons: 1
Coding region: 1-321 (106 amino acids)
Source: RefSeq, a predicted model, not a curated record
AUGUCACAAGGAGCACCAAUGACCCACAAGUUUGUAGUGGGCACACUAGCCAUUCUACUAGGAGGGUACGUCACUUACAAGACCGGGUCCGAUUUCCAAUUUGUCAAAUUUGAACCACAUUCAGCAGAGGAAAUAGCAAGGCGGAAAAGAGAGAAGGUGCCUACAAAGAUGGAAGUGUUGGAGAGCGCAACUUUGGAUUUGACUCCGGAAGCUAAGGAAAGAAUUGGGCGCAAGUUGUUGAUGGAACAAGAACGGAAACGGCAAUUGGAGCAGCAACAGCAGCUGCUGCAGCUGCUGCAGGACCUUGAUGCAAGGAAAUGA